CGAGUUAUCACGUGCCUUUUUCGAUUUCGACCUUCCGGUCUUCUUUUCGAGAACCGCUGAGGUAGCGGUUGAAUUAAUUAAAAGAGCAAAAUGGAUCCGCAAACGUUCCUGGAUAUCGCCACAAAGGUGACGAAGUUAAAGAUGUACCCCUAUUUCGACAUUGCUCACUACACGCUCAUGUGCAUGGCAGCUCGGGACGACGCACCUGCGAACGCCGCGGGGGGUACAGCUUUUUCCAGAAAGCACCCACUGUCUUGCUGGGUCUCCUCCAUGCUGCUGUGUUUUGCUGGGAGUCUGAUAGCAAACUUCUUACUGGGAGAGCCUAUUAUAACACCAUUCAAAGAUCACAAUUCACUGCUGACUGCCUCUGUUGUUUGGUACUUGAUGUUUUAUUCACCAUUUGACAUUGUAUACAAGGCUGUAAAAUUCCUACCAUGUAAAUUGGCAGUGGCGGGGCUGAAGGAAGUGCAGCGAGCUCACAAAGUGUAUCAUGGGGUGGUUUAUACAGCAAAGGUGUAUCCUAACUCUGUUGUCAUCAUUCUUCUCAUAGGAACAAUUAAAGGAGCAGGCAGUGGACUGAUGAAGACGUUUGAGAGACUGGUCAGAGGUUUGUGGAUUCCUGGAACAAAUGAAGUACUGCAGCCUUCAUUUGUUACAAAGGCUUGUUUUCUGGCAUCUCUUGUGUUCCUGAUGGAGAAGAUGAACUACAUCACAGCCCCGCAUGCCCUGGUGUAUUUCGGUGUAGUUAUUUUCUUUGUGUACUUUAAACUCUCUGCCCUACUUCUUGGCAUCCAUGACCCGUUUGCUCCAUUUGAAAACUUAUUCUGCGCAAUAUUCAUGGGAGGAAUGUGGGAUGCCAUGAGACGAGCAGUUGCCACAGAAACCAAGAAAGAAGAAAAAGACUCGGACAUUCCAGUGAAGAGUCGUGAAGACAAAAAGAAUGACUGAACAAAGAAAGGAUACAUGAAAUUUGGUGUUGUGAAAUAUAGGACAUCUCCCUUCCCCAGAUCUCCUAGGCUUCUGAAUAUAUUUAUCCAAGAGUUUGUGUAGAUGUAUUAUCUUCAUCCAUUGUGACAGGAAUUAUGUAUGUACAGAAACUUACAAGGGGUGUGGCCUCACCUCAGAGGUUUUUAAAUAAUGGGGUCAGGGAUUAGAGAGAAAUUCAAUAGUUGGGAUUUCUUCUUUCCUCAGGGGGUUAGGGUUAUACUGACAAGUAUUAGGGGACUUUAGAAGGAUAUACCCUUCUGGAGACACGCUGCAUGGCAAUAACACUGUCAUAUAGACCGAGUAGGACUUCGUUACACUUAAAUAACAAGACUAGAACAAGAAAUGUAAUUGGAAGUGUCACUUGUUGCAGAAAUUUGGGAAUUUUUUGCUAGUUCUAAGAUGUGUUAAAAUCUAUAUGUGUCUCAGAAAAGGAAAUUGUGGGUUUAGAGUACAUGUGUAGAACCUAUCAAAGAGUCUCAGUGAAGUAAUACACUGCAUUAUUUGAUUUCAGAAAGAUUGCAGUGCAUGUAAUUUCAAACAUGUAUAAGAGAUGUUGAGAUUAUUGACCUUUUUAGAGAUUGUGGUUUUUAUUAAGGAAGGAAACAGUGAGUGAGUUGUUUUGGGAAGUGGUUUGAGUUUUACAUUAAUAAGUAGAUUUAUCUAUAAUAUUCGGAAGGCAGACGUGUAAAAUGUCCCUGAUUUUCUUGUCAGAUACAGAGUACAUAUGUCCCUGUGAAUUCCUGUUUUGUAGAACAAUUGAUGAUGGAUCUGUUGUUUUAUGUUUAGUUCUUGUUCAAGGACAUGGAUAAUCAGUAUAUUUUUACUUAGUGUAAUAUUUCAUGUAUUACAGAACACAGCAUUAACAUGUAUACAGCCGACAUACUCUGGUGGCAAAAUAUUUUUGUACCACUCUUAUGUGAUGCCCACCAUUUUAAAUGUAAUAUUUAUUUUUAUUAAAAUUAAUGAAAUGCUAGUCUUUGAUUGUAAGUAGUGCAAUAUACUCUACACAUAGUUGUUGUAUUGAAAUCAUUGAUUAUAAUUAUUUAAGGAACAAUAGCAUAGUAUAAGAAUUUUCAUGAAUGGUUGCAUUUUUCACCUCUGCAUGACGGAUCAAAUGUGUUUCAUUGUUCAUUGUGUCUGUGUGCUAUAAAUUGAUUCUGGAGAGUUUGAAAUAAACUUCCUUUUGAUGUA
This is a messenger RNA of Saccostrea echinata, 2178 nucleotides long. Its product is annotated as trimeric intracellular cation channel type 1B.1-like. Gene Ontology annotation, biological process: potassium ion transmembrane transport. The transcript is spliced from 5 exons. The record is from RefSeq and is a predicted model, not a curated record. Lineage: Eukaryota; Metazoa; Mollusca; Bivalvia; Ostreida; Ostreidae. Gene Ontology annotation, molecular function: identical protein binding; potassium channel activity. Gene Ontology annotation, cellular component: membrane. Bases 91 to 948 code for a protein of 285 amino acids.